Elgaria multicarinata webbii is the source of this 2344-nucleotide messenger RNA. It is a transcript of the gene ACP1, whose product is annotated as acid phosphatase 1. The record is from RefSeq and is a predicted model, not a curated record. The transcript has 6 exons. Gene Ontology annotation, molecular function: non-membrane spanning protein tyrosine phosphatase activity; acid phosphatase activity. Gene Ontology annotation, cellular component: cytoplasm. Lineage: Eukaryota; Metazoa; Chordata; Lepidosauria; Squamata; Anguidae. Gene Ontology annotation, biological process: protein dephosphorylation. Bases 54 to 536 code for a protein of 160 amino acids.
CUGUGUUUUCACUUCCUUUCGCUUAAGCUACUCCUUUGCUCGCCGGUGCUUGAAUGAACAUGGCGGCCGGGGAAGCCAAGUCCGUGUUGUUCGUGUGUUUGGGGAAUAUUUGCCGAUCGCCCAUAGCCGAAGCUGUUUUUAGAAAACUUGUAACUGAGGAAAACGUUGAAAACAAGUGGAGGAUAGACAGUGCAGCAACGUCUACAUAUGAAAUAGGAAAUCCUCCAGAUUAUCGGGGCCAGAAUUGCAUGAGGAAUCAUGGCAUAACUAUGAAUCAUGUUUCCAGGCAGGUUACAAAAGAUGAUUUCCUGACAUUUGAUUAUAUGCUUUGUAUGGAUGAAAGCAAUCUUCGAGAUCUGAAAAGAAAAAGCAAUCAAAUUGAAAAAUGCAAAGCUCAGAUUCAGCUGCUUGGGACCUAUGAUCCACAGAAACAGCUUAUUAUUGAAGAUCCAUACUAUGGGAGUGAUAAAGACUUUGAAACUGUUUAUCAGCAGUGCCUUAGAUGCUGUAAAGAAUUCUUGGAAAAAUCUCAAUAAUGGAGUUGAACAUUUCUUAAAACAAAUAGCCAUUCUGUAAAAUUAAUAAACUAAAAUGUUAAUUGACAUUAAAUUGUGAUAUUAUGAAUAAAAAAGGUCUCAAUUGAACAUUCUUAAUUUUAGUUUUGUCCUGCAGCUACAGUGUAUAUCCUAUCUGAGACAUGCUAGGUUUUUAGAAAGAGUAUUCACCUUGAUCAAAUGUCCAUGUAAGGAAUAAAUAUUUGUCUAACGCUAAACUGAAUAAAUGUGUGAUUCUUAAGUGUACAUAUUCUGCAUAAUAUGUGUAGGGAUUCCUGUAUAUAUACACUAAAAUUGUAUGUUCAUGUCUAUUUUCUGAUGCUACUCUUAAAUAUGGAACCUUUAACUUUAAACAUCUUGCUUAAAAUUACAUUUACUUCUUGAAAUUGCAUUAAUACACAAGAUAUUAUGUUUUGUCACAUAAGUACAGUAGGCUAGUGAAAUGGUAGAUUUUAACCUUUCAGUGAGUCCCAGUAUUGGGCAAAAGGCGGGAUACUAAUACUAAUGUCAUACAGGAGGAAAACUAGCAGAAAAAUAGUUUAGAAUAGAUGUGACAUAUGAACUUUACAAUUCUGCAUAAAGUCAGAAAAAGCUGAAAGUGUCGUAUUUGUUGUAUCAUUAGAAUUCUUCUACUUAUUAAAAAAUAGUUUUCAGCCCUAAUGUUUCUGAGAUGAUGCUUGAAAGAAGAUAGGAACCACCUUUGAAGUGUUGGGGGAUGAGGAUGCAAAGCAACAUUGAAUAGGUUCAAUGUUUUGAUAAGCUUCUUGCUCCUACCCUGUACUAACAGAAGCAGAAUAAAUUACAUAAAUGUGCACACCUUUGGUAACAUACACAAAGUGCAAAAUGCCAGUUACCGUGGCAUAGAAUGUAGACUUUGAUUUUAGUGUGUCUAUAUAUAACCCUGGUUAUAGCUUAUUGAGGACAAACAUAUCUGAGGUACUAAAAGGAGUUCUCAUGUCCCUUAUUGCUGUGAUGCUUUUCCUGAAUAUUCUCAUACAGAAGCUAACUUUUCUUUUUCCUAAAGCUUUUAAAACUUGAUGUUGUUUGGACUUUACACUGUUAGUUUUACCCUACCCAGUGCCUGUUUACCCUACCCAGUGCCUGUUUACAUUCUCUUCCCCUCCUUAUUGCUUUACUAUGAUUUUAUUAGAUUGUAAGCCUAUGCGGCAGGGUCUUGCGAUUUACUGUUUUACUCUGUACAGCACCAUGUACAUUGAUGGUGCUAUAUAAAUAAAUAAUAAUAAUAAUAAUUAUGCCCUUCUAUCAUGCUCCUCUUCUCCACUCUACCAAACUCCUCCUUAUUGUUGGUUUGCUUCCAAGUGGGUGAUAAAUAAGUACAACAGUUACUGAUACUCUUCUGAGCUUCUAUUCUUGCAUUACUUGUAGGGAUCUUUGAAUGUUUAAUUCCAAUCUUUUUGUCCACUGUUUUACAUUCACUUCCUAAUCAUGUGCAGGCAGUAUAGGUUCUUGACCCAAAGAGUCUAAGCAUUAUGAUGUGUGACUCCAGGUUAUCGUCAUUUGGCUUCUCUCUUUCCCCCAACCCCUCUCCUUCCUUGAAAGAGUAUUGUGGCUUAAAAACUGCACCAAAGAAAAGCUUCUGUUACACAGAAGCAGGCAACAAAUUCCAUAGUGUGAUGAGAUCAUGUACAAUGACUCUAUAUACUAGAAUGCAGUAAAGGACGUAAGAUGUACCUGGGAAAGGAUACUAUUGAAGUAAUGUGUCCUUCAAGUAAGGAAUAGUUGGACAUAAAAUAAGAUGUUGCUAUGAAUAAAUGAGUAUUUGUAAAUAA